CUGGCCCUGGCCAAUCGCCCUGUGUGGCUAGUGUCCAUUGUACCUAGUGGUGGAAGAAGAAGAAAAUUGGCACGCCCGUUGAGGUCACAGUCGCGCGCUCAGUACGCUCAGGGACUGCAGCUGGUGAUCGCAUCUUGUUCUCACAGCACAGGGCCACCAUGGAAAAGAAGCAACGAAAAGGAAGUCAACGUGUCAGCCGCACUAGCAAUAUCUCGAAGCAUAAGCCAAAGAAACCGAAAGAUACUACGAAAGAAAAAACGUCUACAACGAGGGAUAGGCUUGAGGAACUGAUUGAUUCUCAGAAAACCGAUCCCGAUGUAACACACCAGAGGUCAUCGCGGUUCACCUCAUCCAUGAAGGACAUUUUUUCAAUGUCGCAGACGGAAAAGGCAACCAUGAGGGAGAAGGGUACUGUGGUGACGAUUGCAGUGCUCCUGGCUGUCGUCGCCAUUGUUUUGUUCUUUACCAUUUUGGCCGCUCUGCUUCGAAAGUCUCAGGACGAUAUAACGCGGCAGCCCAGGCACGUUUCAGCAACAAAGAUGGGGUCUUACAGGAAAUGGAUCGCUGUGGUAGGAACUAAGAAAUGUGAAAAAGUGCCAAGGAAAAUCUUCGCGAGGAAUGGAACCAUAGGCGACGCUGCUGUCGCAACUAUACUCUGCGUAUGCGUAGUGAUGCCGCAUAGAUGUGGCCUGGGAGGUGGAUUCUUCGCCACAUAUUACAAUAGAGCUCAGAAGAAAGCUUACGCUAUCAUCAACCGAGAGCGAGCUCCGAACGCUGCCACAAUAGGGAUGUACCAUAAACAGGAAGAUUCCGUCCACGGGCCAAUAGCGGUGGCAGUAUUCGGAGAGCUCCGUGGGUACGGCGCGAUACUUGCUACUACAGGAUCUAGCGUGCCUUGGGAGGACCUUUUCGACGAUGCCAUCAAUUACGCCCAGAAAGGCUUUGUCAUCUACGAAGAUCUUGUAAAAUUCAUGAGACUACUGGACCCUCUUCAUGCCCUAAAUCCGAAAAUUCGGAAAAUGCUGACCGAUAAAGAAGGCAAGCCAUUGAAAGAGGGGGACCUGCUUGUCAACAAAGAUUUAGCGGACACAUUACGUAACUGUUCGGUGGGAGGACAUGAUAUUCUCUCUGUUGGGCACUACGCCGAUACAAUGGCUGAUGAGAUUCGGGCGAAAGGCGGCAUAAUCACGUCUCAAGAUUUCUCCAACUUCAAACCCAUUCUGACAGAACCGGAGACGUUGGAAUUCUCCGACGGACACCAGAUAUUCACGGUGCCCUUGCCAUCGGGCGGCGUGCUGCUCGCCUACGUAAUGGGUAUAGUAGACCACUUCCGACGUGCCGACGGUACUUUGUCAGAUGAUGAAUACACUUGGCACCGAAUUAUCGAAGCGUUGAAGUUCGGUUUCGGCAAGCGAGCCAGCUUACGGGAUCCUGACGCUGUCGACAUUACAAAAGAACAGAGAACAGCUCUGCUCAAACUGGUUAAGUCUCUCGUGUCAUCGAGAGAAACGAAGACGGUUUCGUCCAAAAUUUCGGACCGCCCAGUACCUGAUACAGAAUUCUACGGACUAAGCCCAGACGAGAUUCGCGACCAUGGUUCCGGCCAAAUUUGUAUGAUAGCCCCGAAUGGUGAUGCCUUUGCGAUGACUACAACUAUCAACACUGAGUUCGGAGCAUUUUACAUGUCAAGUUCCACGGGCAUUUGGAUGAACAAUGUGAUGAACGAUUUUGCGACGCCGUACAGUGAGAAUGUGUACGGUUUGCCGCCUACGUUUCCCAACUAUAUUGCGCCUUGGAAGCGGCCCAUGUCAUCGCUGGCUCCCAGCAUUGUAAUUGACCACAAAGGCGAUGUCUCUGCGGUCAUUACAUCCACAGGAUCUGGAACCAUUCUCUCUGGUUUGGCACAGGUAUUAAUGCGGAUGAUGUGGAUGGGACACACUCCGAAGGAAGCUAUCGACUGUGGUAGGAUUCACAACCAGCUCUAUCCCGACGAAGUUCGUUACGAGGAUAUUGCUGACAAUGACAUCAUUGCCGGUCUUCGGCAUCGUGGACAUAAGGUGAAAAUGGCUCCAUGGGAAGGAAAUGUACUGGCCAUAGGUCGCGACGUCCAUGCCAACGUCUGGAAUGGAACCUAUGACUACCGCAACGAAACUUCCGGAGGGGUGGAUGGCGAAUAACAGCUGCUUUUUGUCAUUCUUUCUUGCAUUACUCAUGCAUUUAUUUUUCCCUCCACGCUUUCAUGGACUGGUUUGUGAUAGGGAAGACUGUGACCGCUUGUGUUCGCCAUAAAUUUGGUGUAGUAAGGCAAUAUCUGAGCAGAUGUGUUACAGCUGUUAGUGAUUUUAGUCUGGCCCUGCUAAAGCCGUCAAGAAUAUUUGAUAUACGAUAUAGUCCAUUUGGUUAACUUUGUGGCCCGUGGUUUAUGGGAGACCUGAGUGUUUGCUCCCUCAGAGUUGCAGCAACAAAACAGCACACUGAAGCUGGAUGUUUCCAUGUUGCUUUCUUCUGUUUGUAAUGCCUGCAAGGCAAGCACAUUUCAAAUGCAUGCUCAAGACAGAGGUGCACCUCAACUCCCCAUUUCCCAGCAUGCCAUGCAUGAGCUAGUUUCUCAGCUUUAACACCCUAAAAAGCACAAGGUUUUGUGAACAGGUUGCCCCUAAUGUACCAAAAGUCCAAAUCCAGAAACUAGCACUCACAUGCAGUGCUGAUGCAAUGUGCUACAUGGACUAUAAGUGCAUCACUGAGAAAUGGGCGCUCAGGUGUACCAAUUGAUGAUGACACACUUACAACUGUAGUAGCAGAAGUCUCAACAACUGAUGAGUAAAGUGAACCAGGAGAAUCUGGACAAUAAAAUUGUGUAUCUUCAAUA
Messenger RNA from Ornithodoros turicata, 2869 nucleotides. Its product is annotated as scoloptoxin SSD14-like. The transcript has 11 exons. Gene Ontology annotation, molecular function: glutathione gamma-glutamate hydrolase. Gene Ontology annotation, biological process: glutathione catabolic process. NCBI's taxonomy places the organism in Eukaryota, Metazoa, Arthropoda, Arachnida, Ixodida, Argasidae. Gene Ontology annotation, cellular component: plasma membrane. The coding region runs from base 159 to 2177 and encodes 672 amino acids. The record is from RefSeq and is a predicted model, not a curated record.